This is a messenger RNA of Aureobasidium musti, 441 nucleotides long. Lineage: Eukaryota; Fungi; Ascomycota; Dothideomycetes; Dothideales; Saccotheciaceae. The record is from the annotation of a GenBank genome assembly.
AUGCCUACAAUGUGGCUUUCAGAUUCCCAGAAGAUUGGGGUUGCCUUUUGCUCCGGCGGUAGGUUGGCCAUGGGAAACGUACGCUCUAUCACAACCGCAUUUCCUGACUCGGAACUCACCAAUAUACACAGNAUCCUCUUCCUGGCUGGCAUAACCCUACUUCUCGGAGUCCAACGAACAUUCCUCUUCUUCGCGCGUCGCCAAAAGAUUAAAGGCACAGCAGCCUUUGUCGCAGGCAUCAUCCUCAUCCUCCUUCGCUGGCCAUUGAUCGGUUUCCUCGUCGAGAUUUACGGCAUCUUCAUACUGUUCGGCGAGUUCUUCAAGACGAUAGCUGGAUUCGCGUACAACAUCCCAGUAGUGGGACCAUACCUUGCGAGGGGUCUGCAAAAGGCAGGCGAGAAGGCUGGAGAGGGCAAUAAGAAUAAGGAUCUGCCUGUCUAG